GAGUACUCCAAGGUUCAAAACUGCCCGCAAAACAUGACUUUUGUUCCAUAAUGUGUCAGGCAGAUGCUAAAUUUCAAUCACUUGUUUUCCCUGAGGCUGAAAUCCUGAAUGAUGUAGUUUUAGCUGGAGAUGCUCACUUUCUUACUAGUCUUCAUAAUUUUGAGGAUAGUUGGUCUCCCGAGCCAGUUAACAUUACCCCAUCCACAUCUGACUAUUUACAAAACGAAUUCAAAAACUUAUCGCUUGAGUCUAAUCAUCUGUAUGCUUCUACACAUAAAAAUCUCCAAAUUCUACAGAAUCUCAACUCAGAACUGCAUUCAUUAGGCAGGACCUCUACUGUAUACAAAAGCUUGGAAUCACUUACACCACUAAUAGGAACGAAAAAAGGAACGAAUAUCAGUACUAUGAAGUAUCAAAUAGACUUAAUGGUAACCUUGAGAGAACAAGAUCUAAAUUUUCUUAAUUCGGCUACCGGAAAAGAUGAAUUCGUACGUGAAGAACUGGUUACAGAUAUAAAAACACUAAAUGCACGCAUAAAGUCAAUGAAGAACACUUCUAAAAACAAGCGAACUAUGUAUUGUCGGGACUGGUACACUCAAAAACUUGGAAAAAUAAGUCUAAAUUCAUCCUAUGCUAUAUUGAGGUUCAAUGUUAAUGAUACUCAAACAGCUAAGAGUUUAGUCGAAAAACCUUUGCUUCGUGGUCUUUUAGAACAUGGGAUUUUUGGAACUGUUUCUCUGUCUAAUAUGAGAGUUAUUGGCUGUCACAAUACCAUAAUCAGUUUAUCUGAACGUCUUACAUCAGCCCUCACUCCAAGUACGAUCGUAGCAUGCAUUCGGCAACAGCUGCGUGUGGAUUUAGCUUUGACAGAGAACAUAAAACGACUAAGUUCAAUGUAUCCACUUGAUUGGGAUCCAACCGCACGUAAUCUUCAUCUGUUAGCAGGUCAAGGUGGUAUGGCGACAGCUACUAUACACAUAGCUCCGAACGGUUCAAUUAGUCUUGUGAAAAUUACAAAAUCAUCUAAUCCAGAUCACCCCGAACCGCAUUUAACAGAACCAUGUAAUUUCGUACCACCGAUUUCUUGGUCCUUAGAUGAAUGGUUGAUGGAAAUCAAUGACCUUUGUAAUUCGGUCGUACCAACAACCUAACUGACUGUUAUCAAUCUACUAACAUGAUUUCACUUUAGUUUCUAAAUGUUUUUCACAGAUUUUUUACCAGGCAUUACCUUUCGUUUUUUUCAACUGUCAGUUUGUUUAUUACUUUAAUGCUUUAAAUAAGGGCAUGUACUUGAAUCUAUAAACACAUAAUUCACUUCGCAUGUAAAUAUGCUUUGCUGCGAAUGUUUGUAGCUAAAUUAUGAUCUCUUGUAUUAGGAACAUCCAAC
Messenger RNA from Schistosoma turkestanicum, 1387 nucleotides. NCBI's taxonomy places the organism in Eukaryota, Metazoa, Platyhelminthes, Trematoda, Strigeidida, Schistosomatidae. The record is from the annotation of a GenBank genome assembly.